This is a messenger RNA of Paramacrobiotus metropolitanus, 735 nucleotides long. RefSeq names its product achaete-scute homolog 1-like. NCBI's taxonomy places the organism in Eukaryota, Metazoa, Tardigrada, Eutardigrada, Parachela, Macrobiotidae. The transcript has a single exon. Gene Ontology annotation, molecular function: protein dimerization activity; DNA-binding transcription factor activity, RNA polymerase II-specific; RNA polymerase II transcription regulatory region sequence-specific DNA binding. The coding region runs from base 46 to 735 and encodes 229 amino acids. The record is from RefSeq and is a predicted model, not a curated record. Gene Ontology annotation, biological process: developmental process; regulation of transcription by RNA polymerase II.
UGCAAGUUAAUUUUCAUAGACCUGACUUCUUCGCAGACCUAAAUUAUGGAUUUCAAUUUGAGCUGUAUGCCUGCUAACAUUUUAACCAGCUCAUACGAUCAGCAUCACAAUCGUUUGAAUAUUAAUGCGCCACCGGUUAUACGGAAAGCCAGGAAAAUGCGGACGCCGAAAGCACCCACUGCAAAGAAUGCCAGAAUUGCCCAGUCGACACCCGUCAUGGACCGCGAUAAACGCUCAUCCCAAUUGAAAGCCUACAGUUAUGUCGCAUCUCCGCAGCCGGCACAGGUAGCGCGCCGAAACGAACGGGAACGCAAUCGGGUUAAGCAAGUCAAUAUGGGAUUCGCCAAACUGCGUCAGUACGUUCCGACCGGCAACGGAAAUAAAAAACUCAGCAAAGUGGAAACACUGCGCUCCGCCGUGGAGUAUAUUCGUGGUAUGGAGAGAUUAUUAGGCGAACAAUCGCUUAAUGGAUUUGUCAAAAUCAAGAAUGAGAAGGAUGCCGUUCAUGUGCCGGAAGACAGCCGAUCGAUGACAGCAGAGAAUGAAGCAUUCACGGCAGCAACAAGUGCUGUGCUAUGCUGUAUGAACAAUUGCUCCUCUACCAGUUGCAUCACGACGGACAGCGGCCAUCUGUUGGAUCAAGCUGCCUCUUCAUCGGUAACUGCUCAUUCCGAUUUCGAUUUUUUGAAGAUUGAAGAGAAUAGUGAUGAAUUUUCUUGGUACAUUCCGCAGUGA